Molecule: messenger RNA, 2424 nt
Organism: Fomitopsis serialis
Lineage: Eukaryota; Fungi; Basidiomycota; Agaricomycetes; Polyporales; Fomitopsidaceae
Exons: 14
Coding region: 1-2424 (807 amino acids)
Biological process (GO): mRNA cis splicing, via spliceosome
Cellular component (GO): U1 snRNP; U2-type prespliceosome
Molecular function (GO): RNA binding; protein binding
Source: RefSeq, a predicted model, not a curated record
AUGAACGUUUGGACAGAACACCGUAACCCGGAGGGAAGAACCUAUUGGUUCAACACCGGCACCAGGGAAAGUGUUUGGGAGAAACCAGAUGACUUGAAGACACCAUUCGAGCGAGCCUUGAACCAGACGAAAUGGAAGGAGUACAUCUCGGGUGGCAGGAAAUACUACUACAACACCGACACGAAGGAGUCGAAAUGGGACAUGCCCGACGAGCUGCUCCUUGUCCUGGAGAAGGUAGAGAAGGAAGGGACAACACAACCCGCAAAUGCUCUAGUCACGAACCGCGGUGUUCCGGCUUUCACCGCCGCUGGGACUCCAAUGCAAGGUGCACCUGCUGCUAUGGGAGGCGCUGAUCCAUCCUUAUCCGCCCCCGGUUCUCAGGCAAACGGAAACUCCGAGCUCGCUGUUGCUGCACACACUGGUGCAUUGCCGUUUCAAAAUACUAGUGUUCUGCCUGCGCGGCCAAACCUACCUGACGACCCCGUGAUACCUCACAAUGGGUUUACAACGGUGGAGGAGGGAGAAAAGGCGUUUACGCAUCUGCUGCGCAAGGCUGGCGUGGAUGCGAAUUGGACGUGGGAUCAGACGAUGCGUGCUAUCAUCACUGAUCCUCUGUACAAAGCACUGAACACUCUGGCGGAGAAGAAGGCUGCUUGGCAGAAAUAUACGGACAACCUCCGGGCAAAGGAGCAGGAAGAGCGUGACGCGCGGCUUUCGAAGCUACGUCCCGCCGUCAGAAACAUGCUCAAAGGCAACCCAAACGUCUUCCAUUACAGUACGUUUGCCAAUGCAGACAGGCUGUUCGCACAGCAUCCCAUCUGGCAGCAAGCGAAGAUCGAGGCUGAGCGGAGGCUCAUCUUCGAGGAAUACGUCGCUGAACUGAGGCAGCGCGAGGUGCAAGAGACUCGUGCGGCGCGGGCCCGUAGCGUCGGGAAGGUCAUGGCGCUGUUCAAGCGACUCGACGUGGAUGUGACUACUCGUUGGCGUCAAGCCCACCAAAUGGUGCUCGACUCUGACGAGUGGAAGGACGACCCGGAACUGCAGAUGUUGCCUACGCUUGACAUUCUCCUGGCCUUCGAAGACUACAGCCGAGUCCGUGAGCGGGAGUUCGAGGAGCAGAUGCGGCGCUCGCAGGUGGAAAAGACGCGCAAGGAGCGCAAGGCGCGUGAGGCAUAUAGGGACCUGCUUCAGAGUCUCGUGAAGUCCGGCGAGAUCAAGUCGCGUACGAAGUGGAAAGACGUCUAUCCCGCCUUAGCUAACGACGCCCGCUACCUGGACAUUCUUGGCAACCCCGGUUCCAACCCGCUCGAGCUCUUCUGGGACACGGUCGACGACCUUGACCAAAAGCUUGACGCGAAGAUCACCGUCGUGGAGGGCGCGAUCAAUCGACACAACAAGUUGCUGGAGGAAAAGCAAGUAGGUGCGGACGGGGAUGUCCAGAUGGCCGACGGGCAGGAGGGCGGUGUCAAGCUGUUCAAUCUUGCUCCGGAGACGGCCCUGGACGAGUUCGUGGCUGUCGUCAGGAAAGAUAAUGACGAGGCUGUUGGGAAGCUUUCCGAGGAAGAGCUCGAAGAGAUUUAUCGCACGCUGCACGGUCAAGCACUCAAGCAGCAGGCGGACGAAAAACGGCGUGCCGAGAGACGGCUACGUCACUUGCAGGACGACCUGCGGUAUGCCCUCAAGAAGCUCCCAGAGCCUCUGGAUAUCAACCUUUCAUAUGACGAGGCUCUUCCUUCCAUCCAAGAGCUGCCUGAGUUCAAAGCACUCGAGGACGAAGAUGGCAGGAAAGCGGCCUAUUCGAAGUUUGUUAAACGCCAGAAGGAGCGUCUUCGCGAGCAGCGCGAGCGAGAAUCCGAGGAUGGCGGCUCGACAGCAAGUCGCAGGCGCAAAGAGCCAGUUAAGGACUCCCGCGACGAGAGAGAUCGUGACCGUGACCGUGAACGCGACCGUGACCACCGCGACCGAGACAGGGAUGACAAGGAUGUUCGGAGCUCGCGGUCGCACCGCGGACACGACGACCACGAUACGCACUCGCACCGGUCGUCUCGAGAGUACGGGCGCGAGCGUGACAAGGCAUACUACGGUCGCGAGAAGGAGCGCGAGAAGGAGCGGGACUACCCGUAUAAGUCGUCGAGGCAUCAUCGCGAGCAUGAACGUGAUGACAGGCGUCGGGAUCAUCGUGGCUCGAGAGGAGACUACGAGGACUAUCCUGCUGUGCCUGCUCCACCUGAGGCACCGCCGUUCAGGGAGGACCGGGAGCGGAGCGCGUCGACUUACCGAGAGGACCCUCGCGAGAAGCGCGAUCGAUCCAUGUAUGAGGACAGGCCGUUUGAAGAACGGGCAGAGAAGCGACCGAGGUACAGUGUCCCUCCGGAACAAGACCUACCUGCGCGUGCUGAGACUCCUGAGGAGGGCGAGAUAUAG